CGCACCACCUUCGAGCCCGACAACCCACAAUUCGCCAUGAAAAUCGAACGAUACAAUGCUUUAGUCAAACAAAAAAAUAAAUAAAUUUCAAAUUCAGAAUUUAAAAGAUUGUGGCGAUUUCACAUAAUAUGUUCCAAUUACAAUAUAACGAUGAGACUUUUAAAAUUUAAAUACAGAAUUACGUGAAUAACGGAUAUUUUGACAAUGUUGAACAUAAUAGUGUUGUUAUUGCAAACGACUUUUAUACUGGCAAGGGAGCCGAAACAAGUGACUUUGGUCAAUCAAGGUACAAUAUCUGGAAUGUACAUUACGAGGUUUCGUACUAAACGUGUGGCCGCUUACGUUGGCGUUCCGUAUGCUCAACCGCCGGUUGAAUUUCGAAGAUUUGCUGCUCCGGAAAUCGCGAAUCUGCCACAGUGGGAGGGCGUCAGGAAUGCAACAAUAUUCGCGCCGGAUUGCAUGCAGAGGGUUCUUAAGAAAGAAGACUUGCAGAAUCCAUUGAAGAAGCACGAUGAAUUGUUUAUGAAGCUACUAGAAUCGCAGAUGGAGGAGCCUAGGGAGAAAGAGUAUUCGGAAGACUGUUUAUACCUCAAUGUCUACGUGCCUGAUGAUUACAACGUCGAGCGCUAUCCAACAUUAGUGUGGUUCCACGGAGGCGAUUUCGCCAGGGGCAGUCCAAACAACAUCAACCCGUUCCAAUUGGUUUUGAAUCAAAAGGUCAUAUUUGUGUCAGUGGCCUAUCGACUAAACAUCUUCGGUUUCUUCUCGUCAUUAGAUAACGAGGCUCCCGGAAACUUCGGUCUUCUUGACCAAACAGCAGCCUUGACUUGGGUUAAAAAUAAUAUAGCCAGCUUCGGAGGUGAUCCAGACAAUGUAUGCAUUUUCGGUCAUGACGCUGGUUCUGUGAGCGUUGGUUUUCAUCUCUUAUCACCAUAUUCAGCAGGAUUAUUUCAGAAAGCUAUAGCUAUGAGUGGUAACGUACUAUCACCAGAUAAAGUGAACGUAGCCAGAAAAGAAGUCAUUACUGUAAACAAAGUGGCCAGAGCAUUUGGUUGCUUCAGAGAGCCUACAAGUGCCUUACUUGGCUGUUUAAGGAGAGUACCGUUUAAAGCCCUAUUAAAUAUAGGAGAACCAUUAGCACAAUGGAAACCUAUAGUAGACAAUGGUUUUAGUAACGUUUCGGGUCCUGUCCUUUCUGACUUUCCUAGUAAAUUGUUCGAAGACGAAAUGUUUUCACCUGUACCGGUUUUAACUGGUUUUACUGAUAUGGAAGAUGCAUUAUUCCUUGAAAAAAACGGCAGUGAUUCCGGCGUUAGUCAAAGAGAGUUUGACGUUAUGCGGGAAGAGAUCAUACUUGCAGACAUAACAGUUGAUAAUAGUUCCUGCUUCACCAACCAACAUCACAUACAAGAUGCCGUGGCAUUUUUCUAUAAGCCUAUACCACCCACGUCAAAUGAAACGGUCCUAAGAAAGCUAUAUCUAGAAUUUUACACUGACAAAUUACAUGCGGCUGCAACCUAUCAGCUUGCGAAGCAUAUUAGUAAACAUACUUCAGUUUAUUUGUACAGAUUUGAUUUGAAGCCAUUCUCAGAAGUGGUCAACGAAGGUAUUUCCGACUGGAUUGGUGUUCCGCACAAUUUCGAUUUGAUUUUUACAUUUGGAUUACCAUACUUGGCAUUGCCGGAAGAUUUAGAUAAGUGGGAUCGCAGAGAUAAGCGCAUCUCCGAUAUAGUAAUGAAAAUGUGGUCCAAUUUCGCUUGGUAUUCAAACCCAACGAAUUCCGGGGUGAUUAUUAAUUGGGAGCCUUUCGAAAUUGAGAAGCCCGGGUUCUUAAUAAUAGAUCGACAGAAUUUUAGCAUGAGUACCGCAGCGACAGUGAAUUACAAAGCACUCGAAUUUUGGACCGAUUUCUAUCCGAAAGUUGUUGAAAUUGGCACGAAAUGCUGUAAAGAAUCUUUUGAAGAUAAUGCCGUUGUUAUAUUGCUGACCUCAUCUACACUGGUGCUGUGUCAGCGACCCUCCUUCGCCGGAUCAAGGCCGAUUGGAUUCCCGGAUACACCUAACAGGACCACCACCGUAGCUGUCGGAGACAGAUUUGGCGAUGACGACUCAACAACGCCAAGACUUCCGAUCGAAGCGAACGGAGACUUAGAGUUGAUCGAUAGACUGAGCAAGCUGCCUGUUGACAAGCAGCCCUUCUGGUUCAUCAACUGGCAAGCCUUAGAAGCGCACAGGAAGAACCCACAAACCCACGUGCAGAGGCCUAACGGAUUCAUAGAUCCCAUCAUGCCCAGUCAAAACGCUGCUACCGCCCAAGCAAACUCAAACGCAGUGUCGUCAGUAUCGAGCAGCGGGUCAUCGAACUCCACACCGACCAGUAGCUCGGUUCAAAGCAACGCUAAUGCAGCUAUAGGAGACAGAUUUGAUUCUGACGUCACCAAUGUUAAACCAACGAGCACCGUUGCAAACAAACCCGGCGCGGAAAGUACGGUCACAGCUGAACCCUACAGCCUCCAAUGGUUCGUAAAUCAUUAUUCAACGACAACAAAAAAAACUGACGCGAAAACAUCUCGAUAGAUAUAUUUAUUCGUUUUCAUCCAAAUCACGAAAAUUAUUAUACUUUUAAAACGAAUCCCGAAAAUAUGAUGCGCAACGUUCAACGUGCGAAAGAGACAACGAGAUGUUUCUAUCACACAUCAUUUUUAUAUUUAAAGUAGUAAUAGUUGCCAUCAUUUAAAAAACUAAUUUCAGUUAUAUUAACAAAAUCCAAUGUAUUCGGAUCGGCUUGUUGAUCUAGUAAUUAGUGAGUCUUGCUUCACUGCAGCACGGGAUCAUAUAUUCGAAGACCGUUUGCACGCUGAACGUUUAUUUGGUUGGAAUAAAUCCUUUUUUCAUCCUUCUUUUGAUCAUCCUUUCUUUUCUUUGAAUGAUUUUGAUUCCGUGGUCUAUUUCCAAAUUAAUAAUUAAAAAUUCACGCUUUCAAAUUCAAUAUCGUUGUAAACAAUAGGCAUAAUGUAGAUCCUCAGAAUUGAUGUUGAUAGAAGGGCUGGGUAACCUUAAUAAAUAAUUUAUUAUAGCUUUCAAAAUGUACUGAUGUAUUAAAAAAAUAAAAGAGAAAUGAAUAAAACGCA
Molecule: messenger RNA, 3131 nt
Organism: Bombyx mori (domestic silkworm)
Lineage: Eukaryota; Metazoa; Arthropoda; Insecta; Lepidoptera; Bombycidae
Product: carboxylesterase 1C
Exons: 5
Coding region: 205-2577 (790 amino acids)
Biological process (GO): presynaptic membrane assembly; modulation of chemical synaptic transmission; neuron cell-cell adhesion
Cellular component (GO): synapse; plasma membrane; postsynaptic membrane
Molecular function (GO): signaling receptor activity; neurexin family protein binding
Source: RefSeq, a predicted model, not a curated record